Halichondria panicea is the source of this 498-nucleotide messenger RNA. Its product is annotated as COX assembly mitochondrial protein homolog. NCBI's taxonomy places the organism in Eukaryota, Metazoa, Porifera, Demospongiae, Suberitida, Halichondriidae. The transcript has 3 exons. Bases 45 to 392 code for a protein of 115 amino acids. The record is from RefSeq and is a predicted model, not a curated record. Gene Ontology annotation, cellular component: mitochondrion.
GUACCCGUGGAUGGACGGCCACGCCCAUCUAAUCAAGUUUAACAAUGUCUGACUCUCCAUCACCCUCUGCCUCAAGCUCCAUGGGAGCUCAAGGAAAGGCCUCUCAAAGUCUGAGACAUGUGGAGAAAGAUGUCCUUAUCCCUAAGAAGAUGAGAGCCAAGGCUAUGGUGCUUUGUCAGGAUCUUGUCAAAGAGUUUGAAGAUUGUAUUCGAGGUCGUACAGUGUCUGCUGUGUGGCAUUGUAGGAAAGAGAACAGCAAUAUGCAAAACUGUGUUGCUAAAUAUUAUAAGAACGACGAGUUCUAUGAACAGUGCAAGCAGGAGUAUUUGGAAGAGAAGAAGAAGUUUGAGGAAACUGGAGAGAGACAGAACAUGAAGAGGGCUUCUUCUUGACUAGUGUGUAGCUGCAAAUACUUAUUGUUUGUGUGUGUAUAUAUAGUGUGUUCCAUCUUUCAAGAGAUGUCUUACCAUGAUAAUUCAUUAUACUUCAUUCAAUAAA